CUCCCUCUCAUUUCCCGCCAUUUUUUUCUUCCAGAACCUUCCUUCCUUCAUCUCCUCCACCCACCGCCACCGCCGGCGAUGAGGAAGCGGUCGCUGCCUCGCUGCUACGAAUUCCUCCUCGGCAAAGACCGCGCCCGGUGGCCGCCGGAGGCCAGGCUCAUGGAAGCCGCCCACGACGGCGACGUCCUCGAGAUCAAGAAGGUUGCAAAGGAGCUGGACAAGCACGGGCAUGGGAUCCCCGCGACAGUGGCCAACACGACCUUCCAUGGCGUGAACGCGCUGCACGCUGCCAGUGGCCUUGGCAGGCUGCCGGUCUACCAGUAUCUCAUCGAGGAGGUCAAUAUGGUGGAGAUCGACAAGCCUGAUGCCCAGGGCCAUACACCGGUGGAGCAUGCCCUCACCGAAGGCCACCUUCCUGCCGUCAGGUACCUUCUUGAUCGUGGAGCUGAUCUGCAUCAGCGCCAUAAAGAUGGAACCAUGUCUACUCUUCUUCAUUCAGCUGCAGCUCUUGGGCACUCUGAAAUAGUAAAGUUUCUUCUUUCUAGAGAGGCUGAUAUUGAUGCUCUAUCAUUUUUUGGGACACCACUCUCUGUUGCUGCUCUUAGAGGACAUGCUAGCACGGUCAAGAUCCUUUUGCAGCACAAUGCAGAUCCUAACAAGGGUACUCGUCGGUAUGGACCUUUAGGGAUGGCAAUAGGUAUAUCAUCUGUGUCCUGUGUGAAGCUAUUGAUUCAGGGUGGAGCUAAUGUGAGCGGCGGUAGUCCUUGUGAUAUUCCUUUGGUUGCGGCUGCAGAAAAGGGCUUAACUGAAGUUAUUAAGUGCCUGUUGGAAGCUGGUGCAAAUCCAAAUGUCCCUGACACGUUUGGUAGAUUGCCAAUAGAGUUGGCUGCUGAAUAUGGCACACAGGAAGAUGUUGAGAUUCUCUUUCCUUUCACCUCUCCCAUUCCAACUGUGACAAAUUGGAGCGUUGAUGGAAUCAUUAGUCAUGUGGAGAUGGAAAUCAAACAGCUUGGGGAUGACAAUUUUGUGAAAAAGAGGGUGUCUGACCUGAAACAACAAGCAGAUGAAGCAUUUAGGAAGCAGGAUUAUCUGAAUGCAUCAGUGUUCUACACGCAGGCACUGAGGAUGGAUAACUUCGACGCUAGAUUGUUGUCAAACCGGAGUCUUUGCUGGGCUCGCAUGGGUCAUGGAGAAUGGGCUUAUGAUGAUGCAGAUAAAUGCCAGGAGCUUUGCCCAAAGUGGGCCAAGUCACACUAUCGGCUUGGAGUAGCUCUUAUGUGUAUGAAGGAAUAUGACGGUGCUCAUCACUCCCUCUCGCGCGCUUUACAGCUGGAUCCGGAAAGCCAAGAGAUUAUGAAAUUACUCUUGGAGGUGAUUGAACUGAAGUGAUCAAGCCCUGCAUACCAACAACAUCGCGCACAGAAUGGGAAGCUUUUCUGUUUUGUGUGUUCUCAGACAAAAAAAAAAUGCAGGACUUUAAAUCGUGCGAUGCAACUCAUGGGUUGUAGCGGGAGCUUAGAGCAGAACAGUUUACUGGCUACCUAUUUUUAGCUUUCUGGAACUUAAUCACCUGUUUGUAUAGAGGGGUCACAGCGGACGAUGAAUUGGCUAAUUAUGCUAGAGUGCAAUGUUUGACAGUAGAUCGAUA
Molecule: messenger RNA, 1648 nt
Organism: Triticum aestivum (bread wheat)
Lineage: Eukaryota; Viridiplantae; Streptophyta; Magnoliopsida; Poales; Poaceae
Product: ankyrin repeat domain-containing protein 65
Exons: 12
Coding region: 79-1389 (436 amino acids)
Molecular function (GO): protein binding
Source: RefSeq, a predicted model, not a curated record